CUCUGUCACUCUUUUGUUUGCACGUAGAGAAAAAGUGAGUGAGAAACUUUCAGAACCCUAAAAGAAGCUGCUACAAUGGCGGCGUCGUCAUCUCAGAAAUUGGCUUGCCUUUGCUUCGGUGUGCUUCUCAUCUUCGUCGUCUGUGUUGACACAACGACGAAUCUUCGGAACAACGAAAUCUCUCUAUCAAGGAAGCUGAAAACAGAGGAUUCACAGAGCUUUAACAGUUCCACAAUGUCGACUAGGCUUGAUGGUGUAGUAGAGUUGAAUGAACACGCAGUUACUGAUCCAGACAAAGUUGCCCAUGAGGUCUCUAAGCUUAUUCACAUGAGUGAACAAAACAUCACUGCAAGGAGGAAGCUUGGAUUCUUUUCUUGUGGAAAUGGCAAUCUAAUAGAUGAUUGUUGGCGUUGCGACCGCAACUGGAACAAGAACCGUAAACACCUCGCGGAUUGUGGGAUGGGUUUUGGAAGUAAAGCUAAUGGUGGUCGUAAUGGAAGUUACUAUGUGGUCACUGACCCGAGUGAUGAGGACGUUGUGAAUCCAAAGCCAGGAACUUUACGUCAUGCCGUGAUCCAGGUUGAGCCAUUAUGGAUCAUCUUUAAAAGAGACAUGGUGAUAAAGUUGAAACAAGAACUGAUCAUGAACAGUUUCAAGACCAUUGAUGCUCGUGGUGCUAACGUCCAUAUUGCUAAUGGUGCUUGCAUAACAAUCCAGUUUAUAACCAAUGUUAUAAUUCAUGGCUUGCACAUUCACGAUUGCAAGAGAACGGGGAAUGUAACUGUAAGAAGCUCGCCAAGUCACGCCGGGUUUAGGGGAACGGCUGAUGGUGAUGCUAUUAAUAUAUUUGGGUCAAGUCAUAUUUGGAUCGACCACAACUCUCUCUCUCACUGUACUGAUGGUCUUGUUGAUGUUAUCAUGGGGUCUACUGCCAUUACCAUUUCCAAUAACCAUUUCACUCACCACGAUGAGGUGAUGUUGCUAGGGCACAAGGACUCGUACACACAAGACAAGCUGAUGCAAGUGACAGUUGCGUACAACCAUUUUGGAGAGGGGCUUAUACAGAGAAUGCCAAGGUGCAGGCAUGGUUAUUUCCAUGUGGUUAACAACGAUUACACACACUGGAAAAUGUAUGCUGUUGGAGGAAGUGCAAACCCAACUAUAAACAGUCAAGGCAAUAGAUAUGCUGCUCCCAAUAAUCGCUCCGCCAAGGAGGUGACAAAAAGAUUACACACAAAAGGAAAUGAGUGGAUGAAGUGGAAUUGGAGAUCAGAAAAAGACCUUCUAGUGAAUGGAGCUUAUUUUACACCAUCAGGGGAAGGAGCAUCAGCAGACUAUGCACAAACUUUAAGCUUACCGGCUAAAUCAGCCUCAAUGGUGGACUCAAUCACUGCUAGUGCAGAGCAAAACCCGGAAGCUUCUAUCCUCUACUCAUGGCUUCACUCUUCUUCUCCUUCACCUUCUUCUCUCUCUCUCUUAAACUGGAACUCUAUAGACAACACUCCUUGCAACAACUGGACUUUUAUUACAUGUUCUCCUCAAGGUUUCGUCACCGACAUCGACAUUGAAUCUGUUCCUCUUCAGCUCUCUUUACCGAAGAAUCUCCCGGUGUUUCGUUCUCUCCAGAAACUCACCAUCUCCGGUGCUAAUCUCACUGGAACUUUACCGGAGAGUCUCGGUGACUGCCUCGGUCUCACGGUUCUUGAUCUUAGCUCCAACGGUUUAGUUGGUGACAUUCCUUGGAGUUUAAGUAAGCUUCGUAACCUAGAAACCCUAAUCCUCAACUCUAACCAACUCACCGGAAAAAUCCCACCAGACAUCAGCAAAUGUUUGAAACUCAAGAGCUUAAUUCUCUUCGACAAUCUUCUCACCGGACCUAUCCCGCUGGAGCUAGGGAAGCUCUCUGGCCUCGAAGUGAUAAGAAUCGGAGGAAACAAAGAAAUCUCCGGCCAAAUCCCACCGGAGAUCGGAGAUUGUUCCAAUCUAACAGUUCUUGGUUUAGCCGAAACAAGCGUCUCCGGAAACUUGCCUUCUUCUUUAGGUAAGCUCAAGAAGCUACAAACACUCUCAAUAUACACAACAAUGAUAAGUGGAGAGAUUCCUUCAGAUUUAGGGAAUUGCUCUGAGCUUGUUGAUCUCUUCUUGUACGAGAAUAGCUUGUCUGGUUCAAUCCCUCGAGAAAUCGGAAAGCUUUCGAAACUCGAACAGCUGUUUCUAUGGCAGAACAGUCUCGUUGGUGGUAUCCCUGAAGAAAUAGGAAACUGCAGCAAUCUCAAAAUGAUAGAUUUGUCUUUAAAUCUCCUCUCUGGUUCCAUUCCAAUCUCCAUUGGUCGUUUGUCUUUUCUUGAAGAGUUUAUGAUCAGUGACAACAAAUUCUCCGGUUCAAUACCAACAACAAUCUCGAAUUGUUCGAGUCUUGUCCAGUUACAGCUCGAUAAGAAUCAGAUUUCAGGUCUAAUACCGUCCGAGCUUGGAACACUCACAAAGCUUACUCUGUUCUUUGCUUGGUCUAAUCAGCUAGAAGGAAGUAUACCUCCUGGUUUAGCAGACUGUACUGAUCUCCAAGCAUUGGAUUUGUCGCGUAAUUCGCUAACCGGAACAAUCCCUUCCGGUUUGUUUAUGCUAAGGAACCUCACAAAGCUUCUCUUGAUCUCAAACUCUCUGUCUGGUUUUAUACCUCAAGAGAUUGGUAAUUGCAGCUCUUUGGUGAGAUUGAGGUUAGGUUUCAACAGGAUCACAGGAGAGAUUCCUUCGGGUAUUGGUUCGCUUAAGAAGCUAAACUUUCUCGAUUUUUCGAGUAAUAGGCUACAUGGAAAGGUUCCUGAUGAGAUUGGAAGCUGCUCGGAGUUACAGAUGAUUGAUCUCAGUAAUAACUCUCUUGAAGGUUCUUUGCCUAAUCCGGUUUCUUCUCUCUCCGGUUUACAAGUUCUUGAUGUUUCGGCUAACCAGUUUACAGGCCAGAUUCCAGCGAGUUUGGGACGGCUUGUGUCGCUGAACAAACUAAUCUUGAGCAAGAAUUUGUUCUCCGGAUCAAUACCUACUUCUCUAGGGAUGUGUUCAGGGCUUCAGCUUCUUGAUCUCGGAAGCAACGAGCUCUCUGGUGAGAUUCCUUCAGAGCUUGGAGAUAUCGAGAAUCUUGAAAUCGCGUUAAACUUGAGUAGCAAUAGACUCACAGGCAAGAUUCCUUCAAAGAUUGCGUCUCUCAACAAGCUCUCGAUUCUUGAUCUCUCCCACAACAUGCUUGAAGGAGAUCUUGCUCCACUCGCCAAUAUCGAGAAUCUCGUCUCUCUUAACAUCUCUUACAAUAGCUUCUCUGGUUAUCUUCCAGACAACAAGCUUUUCAGACAAUUACCUCUUCAAGAUCUUGAAGGAAACAAAAAACUCUGCUCUUCUUCAACUCAAGAUUCUUGCUUUCUCACCUAUGGGAAGGGUAAUGGACUUGAAGAUGAUGGUGAUUCUUCUCGUACAAGAAAGCUUAGGUUAGCACUCGCCCUUUUGAUCACCUUGACGGUUGUGUUGAUGAUUCUUGGUGCGGUUGCGGUUAUUCGAGCCAGAAGGAACAUCGAAAAUGAUAGGGAUUCUGAGCUUGGAGAAACAUAUAAAUGGCAGUUCACACCGUUUCAGAAGCUGAAUUUCUCGGUAGAUCAAAUCAUAAGAUGUUUAGUUGAACCAAAUGUGAUUGGUAAAGGAUGUUCAGGCGUAGUUUACCGUGCUGAUGUAGACAAUGGCGAGGUUAUAGCCGUGAAGAAGCUUUGGCCAGCGAUGGUUAAUGGUGGUCACGAUGAGAAGACCAAAAACGUGAGAGAUUCGUUUUCAGCAGAAGUUAAGACACUUGGGACGAUUAGACACAAGAAUAUAGUUCGGUUUCUCGGAUGUUGUUGGAAUCGAAACACAAGGCUUUUGAUGUAUGAUUACAUGCCUAAUGGGAGCUUAGGGAGUUUGCUUCACGAGAGACGAGGAUCUUCGCUUGAUUGGGAUCUUAGAUACAGAAUCUUGCUCGGUGCAGCUCAAGGUUUAGCUUAUUUACACCAUGAUUGCCUCCCACCCAUUGUUCACCGCGAUAUCAAAGCCAACAACAUCUUGAUCGGUCUAGAUUUCGAGCCUUACAUUGCGGAUUUCGGUUUAGCAAAGCUUGUUGAUGAAGGUGAUAUCGGCCGGUGUUCUAAUACCGUCGCUGGAUCUUAUGGUUACAUUGCUCCAGAGUAUGGUUAUAGCAUGAAGAUUACAGAGAAGAGUGAUGUUUAUAGCUACGGUGUGGUUGUUCUUGAAGUGUUGACUGGGAAACAACCUAUAGAUCCAACGGUACCAGAAGGGCUUCACUUAGUGGAUUGGGUGAGGCAGAAUAGAGGUAGCCUCGAAGUUCUUGAUUCGACAUUGAGAUCAAGAACCGAGGCUGAAGCUGAUGAGAUGAUGCAAGUGUUGGGAACUGCUUUGCUGUGUGUGAACUCGUCUCCAGACGAGAGACCUACCAUGAAAGACGUUGCGGCUAUGCUCAAAGAGAUCAAGCAAGAACGUGAGGAGUACGCGAAAGUUGACUUGCUUCUCAAGAAAUCUCCUCCGCCAACAACAACAAUGCAAGAGGAAAGUCGUAAGAAUGAGAUGUCGAUGAUUCCGGCGGCUGCGGCUUCGUCUUCUAAAGAGAUGAGACGAGAAGAAAGAUUAGUGAAGAGUAACAACACGAGUUUCUCUGCUUCUUCUCUGCUUUACUCUUCUUCUUCUUCAAUCGAGUGAUUUUAAGGUUUGAAGGUUACGUGAGAAGAAAGCUUUUGUGUGUUGUUUGAGAAAUGGGCUUUUCUUUUCAUUUUUUUAUUUACCAUUUUAAAUCUUUAGAUUGUGAUGUAAAAAAAGAAGACGAAUAGAACGAGAGAAGGUGAGUCAGUAAUGUUGUGGAAUUGUGAUUAGCAAAGAGUGACAUGAAAUUGUACCUUUUUGGGCGGUUUGAAAUCAAUAAUUUCUCUAGUU
This is a messenger RNA of Arabidopsis arenosa, 4962 nucleotides long. Lineage: Eukaryota; Viridiplantae; Streptophyta; Magnoliopsida; Brassicales; Brassicaceae. The record is from the annotation of a GenBank genome assembly.